AUGCCCAGGUACUACAUAAGCGAUGUGGUGACUUUGACACCAUACGAAGAUAUCAACAAAACCGUCAUGGCCAACCUCGACCCAACAGCACUCUUUCAUAACAUCAGCAACUAUGACUUGUUCGUGUGGAUGCACUAUUAUGCUGCACGAGACACAAUUACCCCACUUAACAUGACACGGGCAGAUAUUGAGUUUGCUUAUGACGGGCAGGGGUUUCCCACGUGGCAUCGACUGUACAUGUUGGCUUGGGAAAGAACCUUGCAGGAUAUUAGUAACAAUGAAAACUUUGCCAAUCCUUUUUGGGACUGGACCAGAAGUAAAACACAAUGUGAUCCCGCUAUUUGUUAGAUAGAUAGAUAAUUUAUUAAAACAAGUACAUGGGCAGUCUGAGGCUGAAUUGCGUAUUUACAAAUAAAACUAAGCUAAAAAUAUAAUAAUUUACAAUAUAUCAAUAUUAAAAUUUCAUGCAUAUAUAAUAUAUAAAAGCAUUGAAACCGAAUCAUUUAAUAGUACUUUAAAAACGAUGACAAAACAAAAUUAAUUGUUCUUAAAAUGGUCUGUCUACCACUUUGGAAGUGCUCAGUGUCGCUGAUGUCUUAGUGAAUAUGGAGCUUUAUUGGCUUCAGUUAAUUACUUGUCAAAUUUGUUAUCCUUGUUGCCGAGGGCAGCGUUAAAAACCUUGUCCUGUCCCGAUUUGAAAUAAUGGUUGGAAUUUCAGUUUCAUGAUUGACAAUGCCCUUUAUUGGACCCGCUGCAGCUCAUACCGUAAAUACUUGGGCAGAGCAUAGAAGAAUACAAGCGAUUCAUAAACUAGGAUUGAUCAUUUUUAUAUUUUAAAAGAGGA
Molecule: messenger RNA, 844 nt
Organism: Porites lobata
Lineage: Eukaryota; Metazoa; Cnidaria; Anthozoa; Scleractinia; Poritidae
Source: the annotation of a GenBank genome assembly